Dendrobium catenatum is the source of this 1432-nucleotide messenger RNA. Its product is annotated as spermatogenesis-associated protein 20. The coding region runs from base 111 to 1418 and encodes 435 amino acids. The record is from RefSeq and is a predicted model, not a curated record. Gene Ontology annotation, biological process: carbohydrate metabolic process. NCBI's taxonomy places the organism in Eukaryota, Viridiplantae, Streptophyta, Magnoliopsida, Asparagales, Orchidaceae. Gene Ontology annotation, cellular component: chloroplast. The transcript is spliced from 7 exons.
UGAAUUUAUGCUUUUUGGGCUACAAUCAUUAGGUAGCAAGUAGAUAUGAUCCAAAAUUUGGUGGCUUUGGCUCUGCGCCAAAGUUCCCUAGGCCUGUUGAGAUAUGCCUCAUGCUUUAUGAAUCCAUGAAACUACGUGAACAAGGGAGGGUAAGUGAAGGCAACAAAAACAUGGAAAUGGUUCUUCACACAUUGCAAUGCAUGGCUAGAGGUGGAAUUCAUGAUCACCUUGGAGGUGGAUUUCACAGAUACAGUGUAGAUGAAUGUUGGCAUGUCCCACAUUUUGAGAAGAUGCUGUAUGAUCAAGGGCAGCUUGCUAAUGUCUUCCUGGACACUUUUACGGUUACAAAGGAUGCCUUUUACUGUUCUAUAGCUCGUGAUAUUCUUGAUUAUCUCAGGAGAGACAUGAUUGGGGAAGAUGGUGAGAUUUUUUCAGCUGAGGAUGCUGACAGUAGUGAGACUGAUGGUUCUGCUAAAAAGAAAGAAGGGGCCUUCUAUGUAUGGACAAGUAAAGAGGUUGAAGAGAUACUAGGAGAUCAUGCAGAUUUAUUCAAGACGCAUUAUUAUAUCAAAACUUCUGGAAAUUGUGAUCUUUCUAGGAUGAGCGAUCCCCAUAAUGAGUUUAAGGGAAAAAAUGUACUUUUCGAAAGAAAAGAUGUCUUUUUCAGGGCAUCGAAAUUAGGCAUUUCAGCUGAUGAAUAUGCUCAAAUUCUUGGGAUUUGCAGAAAAAAGCUUUUUGAUGCACGAUCUCGUCGACCUAGGCCGCAUCUAGAUGAUAAGGUUAUUGUUUCAUGGAACGGGCUUGCAAUUUCAUCCUUUGCAAGAGCUUCAAAAAUUCUUGAGGCGGAACCAAAAGAAACAAAAUUCCAUUUCCCGAUUAUUGGAUGCGAUCCAAAUGAUUAUCUGGAGGCUGCAGAGAAAGCAGCUCGUUUCAUCAAGAGUAAACUCUAUGAUUAUCAUACGAAAAGGCUGCAGCAUAGCUUCAGAAAUGUUCCAUCAAGUGCACCUGGUUUCUUAGAUGAUUAUGCUUUUCUAAUCUCAGCUUUGCUGGAUCUUUAUGAAUGUAGUGGUAGAAUCAACUGGUUGGUUUGGGCAAUUGAACUGCAAGCUACUCAGGAUGACUUGUUUCUGGAUGCUGAAGGUGGAGGUUAUUUCAAUACUUCAGGUGACCCUUCUGUCUUGCUUCGAGUGAAAGAGGAUUAUGAUGGAGCAGAGCCAUCAGGAAACUCAAUUUCGGCUAUCAACCUCAUCCGACUUUCUUCCAUGCUUGUUGGUGGCCUGUCAGAAUAUUACAAACGGAAUGCUGAACAUCUUCUGGUGGUGGAUCCUUCCUCCAAGAAGUUUUUGGAGUUAUCCGGCCACGGAAACCAGAUCAUCGACAUGGAUUCGUCGAGCCCCCUCCGAUCCGGUGUCACAUAAUCUUCAAAAAAAAA